ACCAAUCAGACACUUUAUUCACACCGAAGGCUGGAGUUUUAACCCUGCACUUCCAGUUAAAACAAACUGGGAAUAUUAUCUUAUAGCUCAAGAUUUUUAGCAUGGAAAUACGCAAGGCCAUAUCCUUCCUUCUUUAAUUCACUAAAUUAGUGAACUGUGAGCAAAACUAACCCCGAGGACAGUACAUUACAUUGUGAUUCGAUUUCCCUAAGUGUGUGUCAUGACAGUAAACAUAAACAGACACCAACGUUUUUACUUCCCCAGUAAUUUAGUCUAUUAGAAUCAAAUUUGACUUCCUCCUGCAUUUCUGUUGUUCUUUAAUUGCCCUUUAAGCUACUAUUUGGCCUAUAUUUAGCUUAUUUUACAAAUACAUAUUUGUAGGCAAUUCAUAAUAAAUGGGAUACUCAGGUGUAAGCCAUUAUAUGUGUUUAUUAAGCAAGUUAUAGGCCUAAAUAAAUUAAAUUGGCCUGAUUAAACUGAUAAUUGAAAACGUUUGCCUAUUUCUGGUGACAUAAGUAAGGUCUAAGUGUGAAGCUUUGAAAAAAAACGUUAUUGUAAAAUUAUACAAAUAAAAACUGGGGCGGCAGGUAGCCUAGUUGUUAGAGCAUUGGGCCAGAAACCAAAAAGUUUGCUAGGUUGAAUCCCCGACCUGACAAGGUAAAAUGAUGUCGUUCUGCACCUGACCAAGGCAGUUAGCCCACUGUUCAUAGGCCGUUAUUGUAAAUAAGAAUUUGUUCUUAACUGACUUGCCUAGUUAAAUAAAAAAAAUGGACGUGUAGUUCAUGUGAUCACAAAAUAUUCUGUGGACUUCCUAGUGAUCAAAAGUCCUGUAUUUUCUGCUGUUCACUCACAGAGAUGUGCUGUGUUUUGAUGAUAUCUCCUGACAUUUGCAUGCUACGCUCUGGAAAGGGCUAUGCUCUGGCAAGGGCUUAAAUCAAACGCCCGCGGUUUUGUUUUAGGAAUCCAGCAGCAUUCCUAUUGGUUCAGGGCAUCUUCCAACCAGAGUUUCUGUUUAUCGCGGGGCGCGCCUCAUGGACACGCUUCUCAUUGUAUUUAUCAAACCAAUGGGAGAGUGCGUUCCCCUACUGUCCCUCCUUCGCUCGUAGUUGAGUGGCACUAGCGGAUACAGUGGGAGAGUUUCUGUGUGGAUGUACGAGCUUAGAUUCACGAGAAGCCUGUACUUCUACGAUGCAUCUCUACACCUCAACUGCACACUACAAUCUGCAGACUAGGAUGUAACUAUUUCCACAUGUUUUCCUUUUUGUACGCCGCUUUUUUCCCUUUGUAUAUUUUUGUACAUUUUUUAAAAACAAUUAAUUGUUAUGCAAGGAAUAACUUACCAAACAUGACCGGGACAUACUUUUUGGUGGGCAAGGCAAAUACUCGAAUGAGUUCAAGACGACCUAUCCGAAGUUCAUAAAAGGGAUUAUUGAAUCUAGACAGCGUUCGAUGCUUCUGGCUUUUCCUCUGGAUUUGGGAUUUAUUGCUUCUCGACAGAAUGGAAAGCCGGGAUUUCGCUCCUCCACACCACCUCUUGACAGAGCCGGGCGCGUUGGUUCACCACGCCUCCUCUCGGAUAGCUUCUGGCGGCCGAGGCACAGUGCAGCACCCCGCUCACUUCCAGCCUGGAAAGUACUAUUCGUCUCACAUCGCCAUGGCCCCACAUUCAGGUGGUUCGUUCAUGGGCUCAUUUCUGGCGAGCAGUUUGGGCUCUCCCCCAUCUCACCCUGCCUCCCCUUCCUCCCCCUCCUACAGGGGAGGACCUCACUCCAGCGCCUCCCCCAUCUGGUUCCCUCACUCACAUGAAGGGUAUCCCCGGUAUUCAGGAGGUUUGACUUCCCCAUUUCUUCCCAUGAGCUCCUUGGAUCACCAUAGCAACAGCAGCAUUCUCUACGGACAGCACCGCUUCUACGACACUCAGAAAGAUCAUUUCUACUUGCGAAGCCUGCCGUCCCAGUCCCCUCUUCUCUCAACCAAUCACGGCCUUCCACCACUGUCUAGGACUGCCCCCGGACAUCCUCUGGGGUCCUGCAGCAGAGAAACAGACUCUGGGGGAGGAGGAGGUGGAGGGGGUCUCCAAAAGAGCUCCAAGGAACUGGGGAUGGUGGAAAAGAGUGUGUCGAAAGAGAGAUCCAUCAGCAAAGAGAGACAUCAUCAUCAACACCAUCAACAUCCGCGUCAUCCGUUCUCUCAACCCCACUCCCUCCCCACUCACAUGGGUGAGGAGGACCACAGACACAAAACCCCCAACCUGCCCACAGAAUACAGGGAUGACCCCGCAAACCAGGGCUCCAAACACAACUGUGCUCAACUUAGCAAACUAUCCAAUGGAGACUCUGUGUCCAAGGACGGGUCCCUGAACAGCUGUGGGAGUGGAGGGGGUAGCAGACCCCAGGGGAGUGGUAGUGGGGGGACGAGGCGAUGCUCCAAGGAAGGGGGGGUGAGCGGGGAGAUGAGGAUAAGCGAAACUCUCCCCUCCUCCUCGUCAGACUGUCUGCGUCGAGCAGCCAUGAUGGGACCCCACAACCCCCAUGCCAUGGCUUCCUACUCCAUGCCCCCGCCCCCUCCGCCACCCCUACACAUGGGCCCUGCUGUGGGAGGGGGCUGGCUGCACCACCCUCAUCACCCCCAUCACCCUCACCCUGAGUUCUACUGCCCCCCUGCCCCCGCUCCACUCACCCUCACCCAUCCUAAAGACGGAGUAUCCGGGAGGGAGGUAAAAGUCUCUGGCCCAACGUACAUCCCCUCAGUCGGGCCUUUAGGGGACAUGGGGUCCCCUGACUGCCAUGGUGCUGGAGGAGGAGGAGGAGGAGGAGGAGGAGGAGGAGGAGGAGGAGGAGAUAAGGGUGGAAAAGGAGGAGGAUCUAGUGAAAGUCUUCCUUCUCUUCAUCCUCGUCCUGAUCGUCCUCAGUCUAGUAGCUGCCAGAGGAAGCCGCCGUCCCAGACGCAGCAGCCACAACAGCAGCUGGGCUACUGCAAGGCAGACAAGCCCCCGGACUGGAACCAGAACCAGAACCACAACUACAACCAACACCACAGCCAGAACACCCAGCCCAACUCCCAGCCUCAGCCACAUAACCCUAACCGCCAGUCUGGGCCUCACUCUUGCAGCCUAGAGGCUUCUUCCUCCAGGGGAGACCUGGAGGUCUACCGGGCCUCCCUGCCUCUGGAAGCCCAGAGUGCUCACCCCAGGCCUGGGCACCAAGCCACCAAGACUGGGCCCAACGCCAGCACCCCGCCCUUCCGGGACUGUUCACACUCAGGUCCUCCUGAUGGAAAGGGGGGGUUGGGGGGGAGUGGAGGUGCUCAGAGAGAGGGACAGAAGGUUGCUAGGAUACUGCACCAGCGGCACAGUAGUCAUGGAAGCGGGUCGGGUUCUGAUGGAUCAGGGACUGAGAGGGGGAGAGAGGGGGGGAAGCAGAAUCAGAAGAGUGAGGGUGUUGUCAUGGGGUACAGGGGUCAAACUCCCCCCACGCUGCACCCCUGGGGGAUACCGAGGGGUCCCCAAGAAGACGAGAGGAGGAUCUCCCCAUACACAGAGUCCUACCCAGAUAACAAGACUCAAAACCACCACGAUCAACAGCACUGUAAGACAGCACCUCAUCCCUCCUCCCACUCCUCCCCCCACCCAGAAGGAGAGAGCAGCGCCAUGAAGAACCUGAUGAACUACAGUUCCCAGCAGCCUUUGCUGCUCUCCCAGAGGAGUCUCUUCGGGGGGCUGGGCUGCCUGAAGCCGGGGGGCGAGAAGGGGGGUAGAUCCAGCACCCCUCAGGAGCCCCCCAAACAGCCCCUACCACCCAGGAGAGGGUCCACCAGCGAGGGGGAGAGGAUGGAUGGAGGGGGGAGAGGUAGAAGGGAGGCGGGGGAGACACACGGGGAGGGGGAGGUACGACAGCCCCCUGUGGGUAUAGCUGUGGCGGUCGCCCGGCAGAGAGAGCCCCCCCAACACCCAUCAGACACCCCCCCAGGACACAACCGACAGGGCAGGGCACUGCCCAGUGUGAAAGGUGUGUCUCGGUCUGUGUACCCGCUGGGCUGGGAGGCAGAAGAGAGGAAGAGGAUGACUGAGGAGCAGCUCAGCCUUCAUCACCUUGACCGAGACAGAGAACUCCUCAUCAGGGAAAGCCAGGAGAGAGUGGAGUUUGCCAGGAUCCACCCAUCCAGCAGUUGCCAUGGUGACCUGACCUCUCACCUUCUGGUGCCUGGCGGGGCCAGCCAAUUAGGUGGAGACCCUCCUGCUCACUCCCACCACCAUUGGAUGCAGCGGACUGGAAGUCACUCCCUCUGGAUGGGCCAUUCAUAUGGUCUGAGCCAUGCUGCGCUGCACCAGAGUUUGGGCCCAGGGUUCGGCCCUGGCCUGCCUCUGUCCCAGGACCCCUCUGGCUCCCUGGUGGUCCUGCCCUCUGAGCCUGCACACCACCACCUGGAUGUGAUGGAGCAGUCAGCUCUGUGGCCCUCGGUCUAUGGAGCCCGAGGCCUGUCACCCCACAUGCAGCAUCACUCUGUUUACUCCCGUUCUCCGUUCCUACGACAACAGGAGCUCUAUGCCCUGCAGCACCACCACCACCAACAACAACACAGGGCCAUGGAGCACAUACACCGACAACACACACUCUCACAGAGGAAGGCAGAGGAAACCACUAUCACCAUUGAUGACCGUCCUCUCCAUGAGACCUCGAGAACCUCCCGUGCUGCUAAGCUCUUCUCCCACACCCCUCCCUCCAAGACUACCCCUGCCUCACAGGGGGUGUGUCCUAGCAGCCACCAAUCACCCUGCUGCCACUCCCCUUCCAGGAGACCACACCCCCAGAACCUUCUAAACCCCGCCCCCAGCCCUGCGGCUGCAGCCCCGAGAUCCCCAGCUCUAAGCCCCACACCCUCACACCUGUCAAAAGUAGUGGAGAGAGGGGAAAGAGGAGAGGGGCAGCCACCUCAGGAUUACCCACAAUCCUUAGAACCAGAUCUUCCACCAGGUUACACCUAUCCAGAAAUCGCCAUGCGUUACAAGGCUGAUCCUUCCCUAGAGGAGGCUCGAUUUGCUGAACAUGCUGAUCUAGAGGUGGAGCCAACUGAACCCUGCCCUAAGCUCUGCCCACACACCACAAGGAUUGUGGAGAAUGAGGAUGCGGGAAAAGAGAAGAAGGAGAACGGCUGCACAGUUGUAGAAUCUAGUGGAGUUGCAGAAAGGGAACAAGAAGGAGCAGGGGUGGAUGGUCAAUCAGUAUCUGAGCCCCCACUAUUUGGAGUAAAGACCCCUGAAAUGGUGCCUUGUCCUGCCCAAGUUUCAAACUCAUCCCCAUCCCCAGCCACAGUUCCAUCUCCAGCCCUAAUCUCUGCAUCUGAGGAUGCCCAAAAAGGAGAGGUCUUUGUAGGCAGCCUGGCUCAGCCAGCUGGCUUGAAAGACUCACAACCAGCAGAGGAGAAGAAAGAGGAGGAGAAGGAGGAAAGUUCAGUAGAGUUGAAAAAUAACCACAUACCAGAUUGUACUGAAGAGGAGAAGGAUGUAGAGGAGAAGAAGGAGAGAGAGAAGAGUAAGGAGGAGGAGGUAGUGGAGAAUGAGGAGAGAGAGAAGAGCAAGGAGGAGGAGGAGAGAGAGAAGAGUAAGGAGGAAGAGGUAGUGGAGAAUGAGGAAAGAGAGAAGAGUAAGGAUAAGGAGGAGGAGGUAGUGGAGAAUGAGGAAAGAGAGAAGAGUAAGGAGCAGAACGUAGAGGAGAAGGAGGAGAGAGAGAAGGGUAAGAAGGAGGAGAACGUAGAGGAGAAGAAGGGGGGUAGGAGGAGUCAGAGUGAAGCCUCUGUGGAGUUACUAAGCAGCCCCGAGAAUUCUCCAACCCCAACCCCACCCCAGCCCCAGCCUCAGCAACACCCCCAGCCCCAACCCCAACCCCAGCCUCACCCUCAGCCCCAACCCCAGCCUCAGCCCCACCCCCAACCCCACCCCCAGCCCCACCCCCAGCCCCAGCCCCCAGCCCCAGCCUCAGCCUCAGCGCCACCCCCAGCCCCAACCCCAGCCCCAGCCCCAACUCCAGCACCGUCCUCUACCCUCAGUGAUGAUCCCUGCAUCUGGAGUCUGGAGCUUCUCAUCGCUGCGGCGCUGUGUGCCAGCCGGGAUGAACGCUACCCCGCUAUGCUCCCCUCCACCACACCGCUGCCUGCCCCACGCCCACUCCCACACCGAGGCAUGGAGAUACUGGGAGAGUUGGCUGAGCUGGGGAUACUGCAGAGGAAUAGGGAGAAGGAGAGAGCGACAGGAGGAGAGGACGUUUUGACCUUUGACCUUUGUAGCCUGGCGACCCUGGCUGCGGCUCGCAGUCUGGAGCUUGGGGAAGGAGCUCCAGGGAGUGGGGAGGGGAAGCACUGUCCCGUCAGGAUGACCUUCAACCUGCGACGGAAAUGCAGCUGGACGCCUCGCCACGAGCCGGUGUGUCCGGUGAAGAGUGUCUUGGAGACGGUGGAUGGGGCGGAGCUUGCGAUACGAGUCCAGCUAGCGGAGAUCCAGAGACGUUACAAAGAGAAACAGAGAGAACUGACAAAGCUGCAGAGAAAACAUGACCGCCAGAAAGCAGAGACCUCUCAUAGCCCUGCUCGCAGACGACCCGGUCGCCCCCGGAAACGCAAGUCUACCUCCAGCGCCUCAGACGGCCCCAAAAGACUCAGGGCGGAGGAUUAUGAAGCAGAUGGGAGCAGAGAGAAGCGGAGGAAGACGAUGACUAAUCAAUGCUUCCUCAAGAGGAGGAGAGGUCGUCCCAGCCUGAGCUCCCGACUAGCACGGAGGGUGACCCAGCUGAAGCAGAAGGUUGUGGCCCAGAGAGGUGCACCAUCAGGGGGCAUGCACCGCCGCAGACGGGACCCCAGACCUGGAGCCCACGCAAACUGCAGAGAGAGUGGCACAGCAGCCGAUACAUCCAGUAACCAGCAGGACUGGGUGCCCAAUCAGGGGCUGAGGAGAAGUAGAGGUCGACCAAGGGUCAAACUGGGCGGACCUUUGACCAGAGUCCUCCGCAGAGGAGGUGUGGCCUCUGUGAAGCAGGAAAUGAACGAGGGGAAGAGCAACAGCGAGUGCUCAGGCCAGGAGGAGGAAGAAGAGAGGCGCUAUGACAGCGACGAAGGACUCAAUGAUGUAAAUACAACGAUACCAUCCUCCAAAGACACGCCAACAAACUCUGCUGCGACUGGCCCAGCUGCUAAACUCCAAGCCAAUCAGAAAGCCAGGAGCAAGGAGGAGAGGCAAGGUGAUGAUGUGAGCAUGCCCAGUGUGGCACUGAGGAGGAGAGGAGCCCCCUGCAGGCCAGGCCCUGCUACUGUAGAUGGGAGAUGCCCAGAGCUCCAGGAGCCACAAGGGGCUAGGAGAGAACCUGUACCCAGCUGGAGGGUCUCGUUAGUGGGCAACAGCCUCCAGGACAGCAGGGGGGUCCAGGGACCAGUGGCGGAGGCAAAGAGGAAGAUCUCGGGACAAGAAAGCUUUCUGGGAAAGAGGAGAGGCUGCUGGCUGGAGACUGAGACCCAGAGAGAGGACACCACCAGGGCCAAGAGGAGCAGGAAGAAGCAGGCUAAGGGGCGUGCAGUGAGCCGGCUUCUGGAGAGCUUUGCGGCUGAUGAAGGAUUCCGAUUGGACGAGGAGAGCAGCUUCUCUGAGGGGGAGGAGGAAGACAUGGAGCAUACACCUCACACACACAGAGAACCAGCACUGCUUAACUGUGUGUUGAGCAGGGAGAUGCUGGUGGAUGGUCUGAAGGUGUUGAUAUCUAAGGAGGAUGAGCUGCUGUAUGCUGCCCGACUACACACUCUGGACCUGCCUGACAUAUUCCGUGUAGUGAUCGAGGGGGAGAGAGGGAACAGGCCUAGGAUCUACUCUCUAGAACAGAUAUUACAAGAAGCGGUGUUGGACGUGCGGCCACAGACAGAGGCCAUCCUGACUGCUGGGACACGUGUGUGUGCCUACUGGAGCGAACGCUCCCGUUGUCUCUACCCUGGAAACGUCCACAGAGGGGUUCCGGGCGAGGAGGAGAAGGGCAGUGUGAUGGUGGAGUUUGAUGAUGGAGACAGAGGAAGGAUCUCCCUGCCCAACAUACGCCUGCUGCCCAAUGGGUACCAGAUACACUGUGCGGAGCCAUCUCCAGCCCUGCUCUCAACUGGACGUUGUGGUCGCAGAAGAUCCACCCAGGACAGUAGAGACAAGCCCACAGAGGGACCAAACAAUGAAGAGGCAGAAGGAAGGAGCCAGGAGAGGAGACCAGUUGGACGACCAAAGAAGGUCAAGCCAGAGGCCAAUACUUCAGCCACGACAUCGUCAGAGAGAGUAACCGGGGGCAACACUUCCUCGAUAAGCUGGCCGGCGAAGAGACUUCCAGCGGACUUCUUCCUGUUUAACGGGACAUCCCGUAAAACUCACAGAGUGUGUCGCCAGCGAGACCUGGGGGUGUUCCACCGCCCAGCCACACACCUCCUCACCCCUCCCACACCCCUCAAGUGCAUCUUUAGUUCACCCUUUGAGGUUGACUCUUUCAGUAGCAUCGCCAACGGUUACGCUGGAGCCUUCAGAAGCGGAACCCACCGGCCUGUUACCACAGUAACGCCCCUGCUAAGUGACUCUGUCGCUAUGACAACGGUACCCUCCAACAGGAAGUCGAGUGACAGGUACAGAAAACAGUUCCUGGUGAAGCUGGACCACGAGGGUGUGACCUCGCCCAAAACAAAGAAUGGGAAAGCUCUGCUGCGUUUGGGGGGCGGCAGGGUGCACAAGGGUCCAUCUGCAGGGGUGGAGAGGGCACCUCUCAGGUACAUCCACCCUGCCCUGGUGGUGAAGAAGGGGGCACCUCUCAGGUAUAUCCACCCUGCCCUGGUGGUGAAAGACAGAAAUAAAGGAGAAAGAAGAGGAGAGAGUGGAAUGUCCAAGUCUGAGCCGCCAGCCCUCAGAAAGGGGCUCCCCUCAUCUGGUUUAGUGGGUCUGGGGGGAGAGUUUGGUACUCUGGACUGCCCCAGUGACUGCCCUAGCUCUUACUCUGAGCUGGAUGAAGAUGAUGAUGAUGAUGAUGGAGAUGAAGACGUAGCUCGGAGGAGAGCAGCAGCAGCGGGUGCUGGACGUUUCCUCUCACGUCUCUCUGUUUGCUCCUCGUCCUCUUCCUCUUCCUCCUCUUCUGGCUCCCUCUCUUCUUCCUCCCUCUCUUCUUCCGACUCCUCCUACUCCUCUGACGAAGAAGAAUCUUCAUCCCUCCUUCUCCGCCGAGCACUGCUCCAGCAGCAGAAACACAAACACAAACAGAGCUUGACGUCUAACACCUUAACCCCUGACCCCACCACAAAGCCCAACCCAAGCCCCGCCUCGGCAACACCACACUCCUACGUUGCAAAGGCAGCCAUGUCCGUCACCGGGGAGUCAAAGGUGAGAGGAAGUGAUAGAGGAGAGGACAGGAAGGAGUACGCAUCAAAGGGGAGGACCAAUAGUAGCAGCAGUGCAUCCAAAAGCCAAACCAAGAGGAAAGGUGGACCCGUCUCCAACACACACAGUCUGUCUCUCAACACACACACUCCGACCCCCAACACACACAACCCGGCCUCCCAGCCCAAACCUCCCAAGGACCACCCAGCAGAAAAGAGGCAGAGGAUGUUGUCACCGAUCCCCCAUCCUAAUAUGUCCGCCCUCCUGCCGAGUCGCCAGCUGUGGAAGUGGUCUGGAAAUCCCACACAGAGGCGUGGUCUGAAGGGUAAGGCCCGUAAGUUGUUCUACAAGGCGAUUGUGCGUGGUGGUGAGACGGUGCAUGUGGGGGACUGUGCUGUGUUCCUGUCCCCCGGUCGGCCCCAGCUGCCCUACGUGGGGCGGGUGGAGAGCCUCUGGGAGUCCUGGUCCUCCAGCAUGGUGGUCAGGGUCAAGUGGUUCUACCAUCCCGAGGAGACAAGCCUGGGGAAGAGGCAACAUGACGGAAAGCAUGCUUUGUACCAGUCGAGCCAUGAGGAUGAGAACGAUGUCCAGACCAUCUCCCACCGCUGCCAGGUGCUCAGUCGCACCGAUUACGAGCACCUGAUUCGCCGACGAAAGCCAGGGGGUGGGGCCCAGGAUCUGUUUUACCUGGCAGGGACCUACGAGCCAACCACAGGCCAGCUGGUUAGCUCCGAGGGCGUGGCCAUCGUCCCCUAGCAACAACUAUGGAGUGUAAACAAAACAAAUCCUUAAAGAUGCUAGCCUCAUCUCUCCUGGAUGAAUCCAGCUACUGGUGCUGGUGUUAGUGAAGCAUGGUUCUGUCCAAAUCUAGAAGAGUUGGUUCUAGUUCCUGCUGGUUCUGGAUCUCGGUUCUGGGUCCUAUCUGGGUGUGGACGAUCCCAACCCAAAAAGGGAUAACAGCACUUUGGACCGCAACACUGAAGUCAUCUGAUCUAAUGUGAUCUGAAGAGGGACUACAGUACUCUACUGACCUUCUGAAACUGACAGACAGUGUCCUUCCUCGCUACGUCUUGUCUCCAAGAGUUGUUUUACUGUCUGUCACAGAGUCAAAAACUGUCAUAGACUGACUCUCUGGCAGUUUGUCAGAGAGACUCCUGUGACUCUUACUAGGUUGUUGCUGUAAGUGAGAAUGUGAUGUGUUCACUUCUCAGUCUAGAGACCUGGUUAAAUAAGGGUUAUAUAGAAGACAUAAAAUAGAGAGAGAGAGAGAGAGAGAGAGAGAGAGAGAGAGAGAGAGAGAGAGAGAGAGAGAGAGAGAGAGAGAGAGAGACUACACUGGUGGCUACACUGCUCUGAUGAUAAAUGAAUGACGGCAGGAUUGAGAGAUCCCAAAAGGACCAAAAACACUGUAAUUCUGAAGUGUGUGUGUGAGAGAGAGUAUGUGCUGAGUGGUUGUAAUGGAUGCAUUUGGUCCUUGAACAGCUGAGAGUAAAUAGUGCAUUUGCGGUGUGUUUGCGUGUGUGUGUUUGCGUGUGUGUGCGUGCGUUGGUCUCUCGUCUAGACCUCACCAUGGAAACCCUAGAUGUCUUUAACACUCAAAAAGUAAACCUACUAAACCUAAAUCUAUGAAUAUUCAUAUAUCAAUGGAUUUACUAACCGCUUCUUCUCUAGACAGAAAAUAAGACAAAAAGGAAUGAUUAUUUCUACAGUCAAGCCAUACACUUCAAUACCUCUCAUAUCCUUCUAUUCAGGUACAGCUGAAUGAUUUGUCUAUUUCUGUGUGUUGUACAGCAUUAUGUAUAAAGACUUUAAUAUUCAACUGGACAUAGUAUACAUAUAUAAUAUACAUGAAGAGAGAACUAUAUUCCCCUUUGUUGCUCUUUACGUUGUUAUUUUUUCAAUUACUGUUGAAUAGUUAUUUUGGCUUAGGGGGAGGAGCUUUAAGACUUCUUCUCUUUCUGCACUGAGUACGUUGUGGAGAUGGGAUGGGGUCCAUGAGGGGUAAAGCUGUAAAUAUGCGACAGGAUGGGUUCAAGUCCCAUUUUGGGGGUUAGUUGUGGAUUUAGUGACCGGGGAUAUUUUUAUAAGAAAAGUGGAAAAUGAUUUUUUUGUUCACAUCAUCAUUGGUCUGGUUUUGUAUAUUGUUCUUCUAGGUUUUAUUGUCUAUAAUAAUGUUGCUUAUUCUCCUGUGGGGGUUUCAAAUGUAGAUUUCUUUGUUUUCAGAAAUACUGGAAAGAGUUUUUUCUAUUCGCUGAUCCUUAAAGGUCCAGACUAGAGAGUUCUAGAUGUUCUAUAUCUAUAUAUUCCUAGAGGAAAUCUAUGUCUAUUUAUCUGGCCUAAAAAAAAUACUAAACCAAAGCGCAUCUAUGUUUUGUUUCAUCACAUUAGAAUGCAAUAUGAAGAAAUAUAAAAAUAUUAAAUAUUCAAUAAAAUCUGAAUUCGGAGAUCCCUGCACUCAUAUUCAAGUAGCUCACCUGGGUUUCCCUCCUACCUGUUGGCAUAGGACAUGGCUUAACAUUCACCAUCAUGUUGCCAUGGGAACACAGGAACUUUACCUUCCUGCACGUAGCUUGGCUGUUGCACUUGAAGGCUCCAUGACAACCAUAUGGCAUCUCAUGACUGUGAAGGACAAUCAAAGCCAAUCAAAAGAGGGGAAUGUCUAAAAAAAAAAUGAUUAAGGAUCCAAUCAAAAUUGUGCUUAAUCUUUUCACUUUUCUUCCUGCUUUGCCAAAAAUGUGUCUUUCUGUUUUUAUUUUUAUUUCACCUUCCACCCUUUCCUGCCAGUUAUAUAUGCCUGGGAUGACUGUUUCCAGUGUUGGGGUUUUCACAAGGAGAACAUUAAUGCCUUUUCAUAUGAGACGUACAUGAGCUGACUUUUUUAAACAACAUUGUUGCUGUAACACUAUGACGCAAAAGCUUAAAAUAAAUCUAAUGUGAACAUCCAUGUUAUAUUAUUUUUCGUAGGUCUUUAAACAAUAUUUUAAAAGCUGUAUUUUCUUAAAGAAACACUGGAUUUAGUUCUAAACAUCACAUUGGGUGAAGUGACAUCAUCUUUGCGCAACCUGUUUUGAGACCAACUGGAAACGACUUACUUUGUAGGUUUGGUAUAUAGUUUGUGACAAUUGUCUCAGUCAUUGUUGGAAAUAUGACUAAAAUAUUUCCCCUGUGUAAAAAACAAAGUUAUUUAUCUUAAUUUUAUUGCCUUUCUGUUGCAUUUAAUUAAUUAAAAAAUGCUCAAAAUGAUCAAA
Messenger RNA from Oncorhynchus keta (chum salmon), 12624 nucleotides. RefSeq names its product BAH and coiled-coil domain-containing protein 1-like. The record is from RefSeq and is a predicted model, not a curated record. Bases 1499 to 10132 code for a protein of 2877 amino acids. The transcript has 23 exons. NCBI's taxonomy places the organism in Eukaryota, Metazoa, Chordata, Actinopteri, Salmoniformes, Salmonidae. Gene Ontology annotation, molecular function: chromatin binding.